AUGUCUCUUUCAAGAGCUUUCACAACUAGGCGCAAUGCCAAAAUGGAAGACGCUGCGCUCAAGAGAAACCUCACCACCAAGCACUCCUUUGGAUCAUCACUGAGACAAGUAAAGAUCUCUGCGCCUGUCGAACUUCUAUCUACGACGAACAUGCUCUCAUACAACGCACCAGAUCUGUAUCCAAGCAGUGGCGCCUCGAGGUCUUCCCAGUCCGGAGAUGAGUCCGACAGAUCGCCUUCGAACAGAUCGACACCCAUGACUUCUCCAGAUACCUCAUCGGUUGAAUCCUCUCCUACUACUCCAGAGCCUAAUCAACUAUCAUGUUACUUUGGCACCUCGAAAUCAAUUGCUUCAGACAAUGAUGCGCCGUUGAUUCCAAAAAGAUCGCCCUCACAUACCAAGAAGCUCAGUGUCGAGAGAUCAGCCUCUCGGAUGUCAGCCUCCCGAAAGGGCAGCAUGUCAACAGCUCGGUCAUCUAUCAACAUGUUUGCCGCAAACCCAGAUGUCAUCGACCAGCACCCAUUCGGCAACGAGCUCGCUCAGGUUUCCGAACUGGCUGAGGACUUUGGAAUUAGUAAGGAGAGGUUAGCAGUCGUCGAUGAGGAGGAGCAAGAACUGGCCUCCAGGGGCCUUUUCAAGUUCCGCGCAGAAGAUUACAUGAGCGAAAUCCAAGGACUUUUCCUGAGUACCUUUGGCGAUUCCAGACCAGCUAUGUCAUCCAUGUGGAUCUAA
Messenger RNA from Cadophora gregata, 732 nucleotides. RefSeq lists its product as uncharacterized. The transcript has 2 exons. Lineage: Eukaryota; Fungi; Ascomycota; Leotiomycetes; Helotiales; Ploettnerulaceae. Bases 1 to 732 code for a protein of 243 amino acids. The record is from RefSeq and is a predicted model, not a curated record.